Pelobates fuscus (common spadefoot toad) is the source of this 3081-nucleotide messenger RNA. RefSeq names its product ubiquitin carboxyl-terminal hydrolase CYLD-like. The record is from RefSeq and is a predicted model, not a curated record. Gene Ontology annotation, cellular component: cytosol. The transcript is spliced from 15 exons. Gene Ontology annotation, biological process: protein K63-linked deubiquitination. Gene Ontology annotation, molecular function: K63-linked deubiquitinase activity; cysteine-type deubiquitinase activity. Lineage: Eukaryota; Metazoa; Chordata; Amphibia; Anura; Pelobatidae. The coding region runs from base 53 to 2389 and encodes 778 amino acids.
CUGCUUCCUGUAUUAAUAACCCAUUGCCAUCUUGCCGUAUUGUGCAGGAAAUAUGGCCCGGCACACCUGGGAAUCCAACGACCCCCUCAUGUAUUUCAUCUUCCUGGAACGUUUCUCUGAGAGGUCCCGAGUGGUGGAGGCCGGCACACUGUGCUGCAUGAGUGAAGAAGAUUAUCUCCAGCAAGUGGCCAAUGACCACCCUUCUCCACGUUGGCUAACUGUCACCAUGAUUGGGGAAAGCGGUGUGGUUAAAGUGGAUGUAAAUGUGUUGCAGCCCCUUGAUAGGAAUAAAGCUGCACUGUUGCUGGCUGUACCGAAUCCCACCGAGCGGCUUGGCUGCUUCUUGGAGAGAGGUCUUCUCGAGCAGGCUAUCCAAGCAGAGGUUGGACAGGAGGUCCUGGUAGACUAUGGAAACAAGCUGCACCCGGGUCUCCUUCACUACGUGGGCAGUAUUCUGGACAGCAGCGCGUUACUCCCACCUCUUUACUUUGGAGUGGAACUGGAGGGUGAAGGAGAAGGAAAUGGUGAAAAUGAUGGCACCUACAAGGGAGUGACAUUCUUCAAGUGUAAAAAGAACAGUGGACUCUUCUUACCAUUCAACAAGGUCAUGUUCUCUGGAAACUUGCUGCCAGAGACGCAAUCCGUUUCAACAGAUCGAAUUAACUCUGUAAUGCCUGGAGAAAAGGUUUCGUAUUAUGUGGAUGAUUCAUUAAAACGAGGCACAGUUAUUAUUACAAGUGACCAGCAGUGUGAUGGCUUUAUUGAAGUGUUGCCGGAAGAUGGAUCACAAGAUGCGCUCCUAAAGGUUUCCCUCGACUCUGUUUUAAAGGAGGAAACUCUCUCUAAAGGUAAUGAAAUCCUGGGCUGUAAUUUAAAGAAUGAUUCCAUUGAAACUGACGGAGCGCAGGAUGGGGAGGACCUCGCGAAGCACCCACUAGAAGUCAACUCUAUGGUGCAGAUUCAGUACAAAGAAGGAGAAGUGGCCCACGGGAUAAUCCGAUGGAUGGGGAAUAUCCCACAUAUGGAAGGCACCAUGGUUGGCGUGGAGCUAGAUGAAGAUAAAGGAUGCACAGAUGGAAACUUGCAGAAUCACCAGUAUUUUGUCUGCCCUCCAAAACGAGGCCUUUUUGUGAAGCUGAGAGCAUGUCGCCCUGACACGAGGUUCCUGAUCAGUCGGGACGCUGAGCCAAAACCUCUUGCACACCAAACACACAACAGGGAAGAUGGUGCGAAGGUCACAGAGAAGAUACCUCCCUUGCAAGGUAGUGCGGCAGUCGAUGUCUUACUGGGAAGAAUGAAGGGGAUCCAGGGUCACUGUAACUCCUGCUAUAUGGACGCUGCCCUCUUCAGUCUGUUCUCCUGCAGCUCAGUCCUGGACUCUCUGCUCUUCAAGCCGUCGACAUGUCUCCCGGACGGUCACAUCCAGAGGAUUCUACGCGAGAAUAUUGUUUAUCCACUGCGCAAGACUGGCUUUGUGUCUGCCAACAGCGUCAUGAUGUUACGGCAGCAGCUGAUGGAGGAGAGUCAGUGCCCGAGCUUCACCACCAGCGAGAAAGAUCCCGAGGAGUUCCUGAAUCUCAUCAUGCACCGUAUUUUGGGAAUGGAACCUCUCCUAAAGUUACAGUGUGAAGGCCAGAAGGUACAGGAUUGCUACUGCUAUCAGAUCUUUAUAGAGCAGCAGUCGGCAGUCACAGUCCCCACCGUACAGCAGCUCUUGGAGUACUCAUUCCACCACUCUAACCUGAAGCUGGCAGAGAUCCCCUCAUGCUUCAUUAUACAGACCCCACGUUUUGGGAAGGAGUACAAGAUGUUUAGUAAAAUUAUCCCCUCCCUGGAGCUGGAUAUCACGGAUCUACUGCAGGAUAGCCCACGAGAGUGUGUCGUGUGUGGGGAUUUGGCCACCCAGGAGUGCAGAGAAUGCUUCAAAAAUAUAAUUCUGUCCGACUCCGGUUUUAAACAGUAUUGUGACGUGUGUGCUAAACAGGUGCAUUUACAUCAGUCACGCACAAGUCACAAGCUCUCACCUCUCAGGGUCCCAGUGGGCUUCAAGCAAGAGAAAGACAAGAGACCACCCCCCAUCCCCAGAGAGACCCUGGAGCUGUUCGGCGUUCUAUGUAUCGAGACCAGUCAUUACGUCUCUUUUGUUAAAUACGCCCCAGAGAAGGGCAGCUGGAUGUUUUUUGAUAGCAUGGCAGACCGAUACGGUAGCGUUGAUGGCUACAACAUUCCAGAAGUCACUCUGUGCCCAGAGGUAGCCACUUACCUGGCAGCACCUGUGAAGGACCUUAGUAGCCAGAACCCCCGGGAUAUGAAAGGUGUGGCCAAGCGGCUCUUCUGCGAUGCCUACAUGUACAUGUACCAGAGCAAGAGGAUGGCGUUGUAUAAAUAACGUGCCAAUUAAUCGUAAUCUUGGACUAGAUAAAGGCCAGCGACUACGUCGAUACUGCACAGUGGCUUAUGGGUGGGCAACCAGUCAGGUGUUUGUCCAAAGGGUGAUUAAGGCCUGUGCCAGUCCGGUGGCAGCCCAGCCACGUAUAGAUCUGGUUUUCAUGUCAUUAUACCCAUGUUACACACUGGGAGCUCUUCAUACGAAAUGCCCCGAGCUGGCGAUUGUUUCAUUCAGAGAGGGCACGGAAAGAGCCAGUGGCUGCCCCAGACUUCCUAGUUGGGCAAAUAAGAAUGUGCUACUUAUGUGGCAAAAUAAGAAUAAUUUGGUGCUUUGCAUAUUUGCUGUUUGUUUUUGCAUGUUUAACAGUUUAUCUUUUCAGAAUUUUCGUUCAGUCAGAAUAGCUAUUUAUUUAAUUUAAAGAAACGGGCACCGCCAAUUACUCCGAUCCGUUUACUGCCAAUGACAAUAUAAGGGACCCAGGCUGUGAAAAUGCUCAUAUUGAUUUACUAUGAAGGGCCCUGUCCUGUUUAGUACAUAGAAAGUUAGGAUUCUCUGUACGACAGUCAGCCGUUAUCACUAAUGUGAUCGCUAAAUACCAUUUUUAUUCUAGUAAGUUUACUGGAAAAGAAAAAAGACCUCAGGGGCACUGUCUAUAAAAUAUGUUCAAUAUUAAAUAAAACUGUUUUGUUUUA